GUUGCCUCUGCAGGGUGAAGAGCAAGUGAAGAGCGACACACUUUCCAUUCAGCACAACUACUUUUACACAAUGGCAACAGCACAGCUUUUCUUCUAUCUGGCAUGUCUGCUGUUGGGGGAAAUGGCUCGGAUGGAUAACUUGAAUUUGUACACACCGGUUCGUCAAGAGAGGCGUUUUCUAUCAGGUAAAACUGGAGACAACAUGACUCUGCGAUGUUUCUAUGAAGGAGAUGCAGUGAUGCUUUACUGGUAUAAACAAACUCUGGGACAGGAACCAAGGCUCAUGUCUACCUCCUACAAGCAUGACAUAGAUGGCACUUUCUACAAUGAAUUUCAGAGCGAUCCACGCUUCACACUGGUUCGUGUAAAAGGAAAAAAUCACCUGAAGAUAACAGAUCUGCACAUUUCAGACUCAGCUACUUACUACUGCGCAAGUAGCUAUUUAUUCACAUUAGACUUCGCAGAAGGCGCUACCGUCAAUGUAAACCACUCAGGUUUGAACUUCCAAACUUUGGCCCAGCAGGCAACAUCUAAGGCAAUCCAACCAGGAGACGCUGUGACUCUGAACUGUACAGUAAACACUGGGACCUGUGAUGGAGAACGGAGUGUUUACUGGUUCAGAACUGAAGGAGAAUCUUAUCCAGGACUAAUUCACACCUGUGGAGGCAGGAAGGAUAACUGUGAGAAGGAACCCAACACACAAACGCACACCUGUGUCUACAACCUGCCAUUAAAGAGCCUCAAUCUGUCUAAUGUUGGGACCUACUACUGUGCUGCUGCCUCAUGUGGACACAUUCUGUUUGGAAAUGAGACCAAGCUGGACACUGAGGAUGAGGAAGACCGUCUUGUCUUGGUGUACGCCUUGAGUGGGGCUGUGGCAUUCACCACCAUCCUGAGUGUUUUAUUGCUGAUCGAGAAGACAAAUACAUGCCACUGUACAGAAUGUCAUGAAACAGUUUCAGAUCCCUCCACAAAGAAAGUAGAGGAUUACCAAACUGAAGGCCCUCUCUGUUACACUGCUUCAUGGGAGAAUCCAGUCAUUAGAUCAAGAGGACAGAGGGACGACACAUGGAGUGAAUGUGUGUACUUCAGUGUCAGGCAGUAGAGUUGGACAUGUUUCAUCUUUGUCUCUGUGUAACAGGGAACAUUUUCAUACUCGCUCUUACACAGUAUAACAUGCCUUCUGUAGUUUUUCUUUUUUAAAUUUCAGCUAAAUGUGACGACUUUAUAGACUUUCUUUCCUGAAACGCAUUAAAUAAACUUUUCAAAGACCAUAAAUAUAAGUGUUUGAACUCUACAUAUAGGAUACCCUCAGGUUUCUUGUUAGUUUCUGUACUCAUAUCUUGACAGAAAUACUAAGACUUUAACAAACUAUGAUUUCAGCUAAAUGUGAUGACUGGAGAGUCA
Messenger RNA from Acanthochromis polyacanthus (spiny chromis), 1407 nucleotides. RefSeq lists its product as uncharacterized. The record is from RefSeq and is a predicted model, not a curated record. The transcript is spliced from 5 exons. NCBI's taxonomy places the organism in Eukaryota, Metazoa, Chordata, Actinopteri, Pomacentridae. Gene Ontology annotation, biological process: response to bacterium. Bases 71 to 1105 code for a protein of 344 amino acids.